Tricharina praecox is the source of this 516-nucleotide messenger RNA. Its product is annotated as 2Fe-2S iron-sulfur cluster binding domain-containing protein. Gene Ontology annotation, biological process: P450-containing electron transport chain; positive regulation of oxidoreductase activity. The record is from RefSeq and is a predicted model, not a curated record. Gene Ontology annotation, molecular function: 2 iron, 2 sulfur cluster binding. NCBI's taxonomy places the organism in Eukaryota, Fungi, Ascomycota, Pezizomycetes, Pezizales, Pyronemataceae. The coding region runs from base 1 to 516 and encodes 171 amino acids. The transcript is spliced from 4 exons. Gene Ontology annotation, cellular component: mitochondrion.
AUGUCAUUCGCGCGCCUCAGCAAGUCGCUCCUCCGCCUCCGCGCGCUACCCACUCCCGUACCACGAGUCCGAGUCGCCCCCCGGAUUGCCCCCGCGCCGUUAAGGAACUUCACAGUCUCCGCAGUGCGCGCUCACAAUGAGCUCACCCCGCCAGCUCCCGGAGAGGAACUCAACAUAACCUUCCUCGACAAGGACGGCACCUCGCACACCUUCCAGGUCGCCACGGGCGACAACCUGCUAGACAUUGCACAGGCGAACGAUUUGGAGAUGGAGGGUGCCUGCGGCGGAUCGGCCGCCUGCUCAACGUGCCACAUCAUCGUUGAGGGCGACGAGAUGUACGAUCGAAUUCCGGAACCGAGCGAUGACGAGAACGAUAUGCUGGACCUCGCAUUUGGGUUGACGGAGACGUCACGUCUCGGGUGUCAGGUGCUUAUGAGCAAAGACCUGGAUGGACUGACCGUACGGCUGCCGAGCAUGACCAGAAAUCUGCAGAGCAGCGAUUUCUCAAAGAAGUAG